UUAAAAAUGAUGCAAAUCAAGUACUUGUUCGCCCUCUUUGCAAUCCUGAUGCUGGUUGUCCUGGGACCCAAGGAAACCGAAGCUGUGGACUGUCUUUCUGGAAGAUAUCGAGGACCUUGUGCAGUCUGGGACAACGAGACCUGCCGUCGAAUUUGCAGGGAAGAAAGACGACUCAGUGGUCAUUGCAGUGCCAGGCUGCAGUGCUGGUGCGAAGGAUGCUGA
Messenger RNA from Drosophila takahashii, 222 nucleotides. Its product is annotated as drosomycin-like. The record is from RefSeq and is a predicted model, not a curated record. Gene Ontology annotation, biological process: defense response. Lineage: Eukaryota; Metazoa; Arthropoda; Insecta; Diptera; Drosophilidae.